GUAUAUGGCACACAACAGUCUUCUGCGAAAGGCAGAAACCCACUCUUCCCCAUCCAUGAUAGUAGAGUAUAAUACCCAAGCCUACUCUUCGCUAAAAGAUAGGUGGGCCGCCUCAAAUCACAGUAUACAGCUGAAAUCAUUCCCUAAAGAGUAUCGACAGCGUAAGAUUUCUCUAACCUUCAUGUCCCUCGCUCCGUCGAAGUUAAUUGCGUGUACAAGAGAAGUGAAGAAAACGCUCAUAAUACAGAGUCAAGCAAAUUGGGUAACAUGUUAAUGUUCUCUUCUCAUCGAUGUUCCACCUAUCUAGCGAGCUUGUUUCGUACUUGGUCCCCAUCCUUUUGUCCUCACAUUCACGCUACGCGCCUAUUCAGGCUAGUCGCCAUGCAGAUCAAGAAUCACGACAUCUCACCCCAAGAUUCGCACACGAUCGCUUCCACCACGGCCGCAUAAUGGCAUCGGCAACAGCUCCUGAUCGCGAUACGAUAAGCUCUCCAUGGAGGCAUUUCGUUCCUCAAGUCCAAUAAGAUGCUCUGAUUAUUCGCGCCAUGGCUUUGGCCUGCACCAUGCAAUCCAAUACGAUGGAAAUCCACAGAAUUGCAUCAUCCUGCUUUUGCAACACGUUUUGGAACAUGUUUAAGAGCUGGUAUCCGCGGCUUGUUUUCUCUUCCACUCGGCAUCUUGUUUGAAUUACUGGUUCCCCGGAUCUCGCCAAACCUGGAACUAUGGCUUCGGAGAAAAUGAACACUGAGCUGGAAGGCCCUGGCGCAUCGACUUCCUCGAAUGAUGACCUUGAUGUCCUGGAGUCUACGACUUUGAGCGAGAAGAAACUUCUGCGCAAGCUUGACUUGAGACUGCUACCGGCUGUCUCAAUCUUGUACCUGCUUUCAUUCUUGGACCGCAGCAAUGUUGCCAAUGCCAGAAUCGAGGGUCUUGCGAAAGAUCUGGGUAUGACGGGCAAUCAGUACCUGACCGGUCUCACCUUGUACUUUCUCGGCUAUGUGCUUUUCGAAUUGCCCUGCAACAUCAUCCUGAAACGCACAACACCAAAGUUCUGGCUUCCGACAUUGACUAUUGCGUGGGGAAUUGUUGCGACGCUGAUGGGUGUUACGCAAAAUCUUGCUGGCUUCUUCGUGGUACGAUUCUUCUUGGGUGUGACUGAAUCAGGCCUGUUUCCGGGUGUGGUAUAUUACCUGUCGAUGUGGUAUAAGCGGGAUGAGCGCCAAUACCGCAUUUCACUCUUUUUCUCGUGUGCGUCGCUGGCUGGUGCUUUUGGUGGAAUUUUGGCAUACGGCAUAGGACAUAUGCGAGGGGUUGGAAACUACGCUGGAUGGCGAUGGAUCUUCAUUCUUGAAGGCCUACUCACCAUCGUCGUCGCCGUAGUCGCAUACUGGUUCAUCUCAAACUAUCCUGAAAGCGUCAGCUGGCUGUCCAAGGAAGAGCGAACAUUGAUUCAAGCUCGAUUGAGAGUCGACAGUGACGCAACCAACGAUGAAAAGUUUACCUGGGGCGCUGUUUUAGAAGCAAUGAAGGAUGUCAAGGUCUGGCUCUAUGGCGCUUGCUUCCACACUAUGAGCCUUCCUCUCUACACCCUUUCGCUGUUUCUGCCGACCAUCAUCAACGAUAUGGGGUACACUGCAGCCCAAUCUCAGCUCCUGACUAUACCUCCCUAUGCAGCUGCCACGAUCUUGACCGUAGGCUGGGCGAUUCUAGCGGAGAAGUACAAGCGCCGUGCUCUCUUCACCCUCAUAACCUCCUCGCUCGCCAUCGUAGGCUACAUAAUCCUUUUAGCGAACAAGCAUCCCAAACAAAAACCCGGAAUAUCCUACCUCGGAACGUUCUUCGCAGCAAUGGGCAUCUACCCGUCUGUCGCUCUCGUUCUCUCCUGGCCUGCCGUCAAUGUAUCCGGACAAACAAAGCGUGCAACAGCAAACGCAAUGCAAAUUUCUAUUGGCAACCUGGGUGCUGUUAUUGGAACGCAGUUGUAUCGACCAGCGAAUUCGCCGCGGUAUGUAGUUGGGCAUUCUGUCGCGCUGGGAUACUUGAUCGGAAAUGUUGUUGUUGUCACGCUUCUGUGGCGGAUCCUGGCGAAAGAGAAUAGGGAGAAGGAAGAAUUUCUGGCGGCGCAUCCCGAGACGAAGGGCUUCCACGACAGUAUGGAAGAUCUGAAGCAAGGCGAUAGGCAUCCAAGAUGGCACUUUAACACUUGA
Molecule: messenger RNA, 2207 nt
Organism: Periconia digitata
Lineage: Eukaryota; Fungi; Ascomycota; Dothideomycetes; Pleosporales; Periconiaceae
Source: the annotation of a GenBank genome assembly